Messenger RNA from Choloepus didactylus (southern two-toed sloth), 3285 nucleotides. RefSeq names its product cell division cycle 16 (gene CDC16). Gene Ontology annotation, molecular function: protein binding. The record is from RefSeq and is a predicted model, not a curated record. Gene Ontology annotation, biological process: cell division. Lineage: Eukaryota; Metazoa; Chordata; Mammalia; Pilosa; Megalonychidae. Bases 122 to 2317 code for a protein of 731 amino acids. The transcript has 23 exons.
GUACGGGCGGCGGCGGGCGGCAGGAAGGAGGGGAACGCGCCAAGGCGGGGACGUCGGGCGCUCGGCCCCGGCUUAGCCCGGCCCCUGCGCUGCGGCGCGCGCUCCCCGGGCCCGCGCGACCAUGAACCUGGAGCGGUUGCGGAAGCGCGUCCGGCAGUACAUCGACCAGCAACAGUAUCAAAGUGCUCUAUUUUGGGCAGAUAAGGUAGCUUCACUCUCUCAUGAGGAGCCCCAGGACAUUUAUUGGUUGGCUCAGUGUCUUUACCUAACAGCACAAUAUCACAGAGCAGCCCAUGCGCUUCGGUCACGAAAACUAGACAAAUUGUAUGAAGCAUGCCGCUACCUUGCAGCUAGGUGUCAUUAUGCUGCAAAAGAGCACCAGCAGGCUCUUGAUAUCCUUGAUAUGGAAGAACCAAUCAACAAAAGAUUAUUUGAAAAAUACUUGAAGGAUGAAAGUAGCUUGAAAGACUCUUCCAAUGACUGGGAAAUGUCACAGUCAUCACAACAGUAUCAAAGUGCUCUAUUUUGGGCAGAUAAGGUAGCUUCACUCUCUCAUGAGGAGCCCCAGGACAUUUAUUGGUUGGCUCAGUGUCUUUACCUAACAGCACAAUAUCACAGAGCAGCCCAUGCGCUUCGGUCACGAAAACUAGACAAAUUGUAUGAAGCAUGCCGCUACCUUGCAGCUAGGUGUCAUUAUGCUGCAAAAGAGCACCAGCAGGCUCUUGAUAUCCUUGAUAUGGAAGAACCAAUCAACAAAAGAUUAUUUGAAAAAUACUUGAAGGAUGAAAGUAGCUUGAAAGACUCUUCCAAUGACUGGGAAAUGUCACAGUCAUCAAUAAAGAGUUCUAUUUGUCUCUUGCGAGGGAAAAUCUAUGAUGCUCUAGAUAACCGAACCCUAGCUACCUACAGCUACAAAGAAGCUUUGAAGCUCGAUGUCUACUGCUUUGAAGCAUUUGAUCUUUUAACAUCACACCAUAUGUUGACAGCACAAGAAGAAAAAGAACUUCUUGAAUCACUACCUCUUAGCAAGCUGUGUACUGAGGAACAGGAAUUGCUACGUUUUCUAUUUGAGAACAAAUUAAAAAAGUAUAAUAAGCCUAGUGAAACUGUCAUCCCUGAAUCUGUAGAUGGCUUGCAAGACAAUCUGGAUGUGGUAGUAUCUUUAGCUGAAAGACAUUAUUAUAACUGUGAUUUUAAAAUGUGCUACAAACUUACUUCUGUAGUAAUGGAAAAAGAUCCUUUCCAUGCAAAUUGUUUACCUGUACACAUAGGGACACUGGUGGAGCUGAAUAAAGCAAAUGAACUUUUCUAUCUUUCUCAUAAACUGGUGGAUUUAUAUCCUAGUAAUCCUGUAUCUUGGUUUGCUGUAGGAUGUUAUUAUCUCAUGGUUGGCCAUAAAAAUGAACAUGCCAGAAGAUAUCUCAGCAAAGCUACAACACUUGAGAGAACCUACGGGCCUGCUUGGAUAGCCUAUGGGCAUUCAUUUGCGGUUGAGAGUGAGCAUGACCAAGCAAUGGCUGCUUACUUCACAGCAGCACAGCUGAUGAAAGGGUGUCAUUUGCCAAUGCUGUAUAUUGGAUUAGAAUAUGGUUUGACCAAUAACUCAAAAUUGGCUGAAAGAUUCUUUAGCCAAGCUCUGAGUAUUGCACCUGAAGAUCCGUUUGUUAUGCAUGAGGUUGGUGUGGUUGCAUUUCAAAAUGGAGACUGGAAAACAGCAGAAAAAUGGUUUCUUGAUGCUUUGGAAAAAAUUAAAGCAAUUGGGAAUGAGGUAACAGUUGACAAAUGGGAACCUUUGUUGAACAACUUGGGACAUGUCUGCAGAAAACUUAAAAAGUAUGAUGAGGCAUUGGAUUACCAUCGUCAGGCAUUGGUGUUAAUUCCUCAAAAUGCAUCUACCUAUUCUGCCAUAGGAUAUAUACACAGCCUGAUGGGCAACUUUGAAAAUGCUAUUGACUAUUUCCACACAGCCUUGGGUCUUAGGCGAGAUGAUACAUUUUCUGUUACAAUGCUUGGUCAUUGCAUCGAAAUGUACAUUGGCGAUUCUGAAGCUUAUAUCGGAGCAGACAUUAAAGACAAAUUAAAAUGUUAUGAUUUUGAUGUACAUACAAUGAAGACACUAAAAAACAUUAUUUCACCUCCGUGGGAUUUCAGGGAAUUUGAAAUAGAAAAACAGACUACAGAAGAACCAGGCCUUGUACCACUGGAAACCUCAAGGAAAACUCCAGAUUCCAGGCCUUCAUUGAAUGACACCUUUGAAAUUGAAAUGAAUGAAAGUGACAUGAUGCUAGAGACAUCUAUGUCAGACCACAGUACGUGAUUUACAACAGUGGUCCAAAUUCCAUUUUGUCAUAGUGUAGGAGCAGAAACCUGCAUUAAAAGACUGGAUAGCACACCUUCGCAACAGAUGUUUGCUGGUUCUACAAAAUAGUUAUACAUAAUGGAAUAAAGAAGGUAAACCAUAUAUUAUGUCAAUUUUUUUCCUUUAUUGUGAUACAGUAUAUAUAACAUAAAACUUGCCAUUUUAACCAUUUUUAAAUAUACAAUUCAGUGGCAUUAAUUACAUUCACAGUGUUGUGCAGCCAUCACUACUAUCUAUUUACAAAAUGUUUCAUCAUCCCAGUCUGUACCUAUUAAGCUACAGCUCCCCAUUCCCAUCUCCCUCCAGCCCCUGGUAACCUCUAAUCUUAAAAUCUUUUUAAACUGUAGCUAGAUCUUUUGUUAUUACUGUGACAAAUGUUGAGAGUCAUAUAAAAUUGUUUACAGUACUUCUCAAAAUUAGUUUCCAACACCCAAAAGUCAUGAUAGUAUUUAAACUACCAAAAGCAUAGUCUACUGGUAAGCCCAUUUUGAGACAUUUAAAAAGCCAAAAGAAUUGAACAGAUUUUGAUGCUAAAUUAUAAUUUUGUUCUAUAAGAUAAAUGACUUAAAAAUGAUUCACUGUUUUCUUUAACUUCUGUAUCCUAGUGUGUAGGAGAUAAAAUGAGUUUGAAUUUUACCUGUUUUUUUCACACUUUAACUUGAUGAUGUAUCUUUUUAACUUGGUAAAUGUUAUGGUCUCUGAUGUUCUGUUUUUAUGCAGUCAUUUUAGCAUCUUUGACACUUCCUCACAUAAGAUUGAAAUAAUUCAUGUGAAAUAAGCAGGUGAUUAUCAGUAGUGAUGUGUCAUUUUUAAUGUAACUAGAUUACUAAAAGCAUCUGAAAUCAGCUGUAUCAGAAACUUGAUUGGAAUGAUAUGCCCAUUUGUUAGGGUCAAGAAAGAAAAGCUCUUAUAAAAAGUUUUACACA